Molecule: messenger RNA, 1160 nt
Organism: Aedes aegypti (yellow fever mosquito)
Lineage: Eukaryota; Metazoa; Arthropoda; Insecta; Diptera; Culicidae
Product: serine protease Hayan
Exons: 4
Coding region: 248-1045 (265 amino acids)
Biological process (GO): proteolysis
Molecular function (GO): serine-type endopeptidase activity
Source: RefSeq, a predicted model, not a curated record
UGAUUCAUUGGUAGUGGCGAGUCGCUUUGUUCACCGCAAGGAAGAAAACCGGCACCUCUUCAAGACGGCGCGGCGGGUACGUUCAUGUUUUUGCGCCGCCCUUCUUGGAGACAUCAUAUACUAUUUGCACGUAGACGCUCUUUUAUUGAUCCAUCCAGAGAAGCUGCGCGUCGAUGUGCGUGGAUUGUAAAGAUCGUUGACUAUCGCUUACUCGCUGUAGUCAAUUGCUAACCGUCGCAUCGUCAACAUGUUGUUCGCUAUAUGGAGUUUCUUUUUUGUUUGGAUUUCCCUAACGAUCCGGUUCGGCAAAGGUCAAAGUUUCGAACCGUACGAGACGUCACACGUGGCCCUGAUUGGCUGGACUCAACGCAAUGGCGCCAUUAAUUUCGAUUGCGCGGGCUCGUACCUAGGAAAGAACAUCAUUUUGACCGGAGCACGUUGUCUGGAACGGGAUGGUGCCUUGGCGGAUAUCGUUCGGCUCGGAACGGCGAUGGGAUCGCCGAUGGAUUUCCACGUUCACAACGUAACUGUUCAUUACCGGUACCAGGCUGAGUACUAUUACCACAAUAUGGCGAUCAUCAUCCUGAAAGAGGACCCCCAAACAGUGUCAACCAAAUUUAAACCAGCUUGCAUUUACUCAAGGCCUCCGCCGAUUCCGGAAGGACGCGUCCACUUGAUGGGCCGUGACGUGGAUGACGCAUACCUGAAGACGGAACUGGACCUGGUUGAUUCGGACAAGUGUCACGAAUACUACAGUCCAACCAAAAAGUUGAAGUAUGGCGCGCUGUUGGUCUGCUGUAUGUGCGCUCGGAAUGCCCAGGUCGGCAAAUGCGCAUCCGAGCUGGGUUCGCCGAUGCAGAUAGUACUGGAGAAGAAUGGGAAACGAGUUCCAUUCUUGGUCGGGCAGAAGACGAUUGGCCGGUCGUGUGGCACCAAGGUGCCCGGAAUCUACACCAGAUUGAGCUCGGAUGGACAUUUGCCGUGGAUUGCGACCAUUGCCCGAAUGGAUUUCUACAAUCACGAUGCUUGCAUUGAAAAAUAUUGACCGAAAUCUCUCGAGCAAUCAUUUUCCGUCUGACAUUUCUGAAUAAUUUAUUAACAUGUAAUAAUGAAUAUUUAUUAAAUGUAUGUACUAAACAAUAUAUGUUCUGAUAAAAUGA